Molecule: messenger RNA, 294 nt
Organism: Pieris macdunnoughi
Lineage: Eukaryota; Metazoa; Arthropoda; Insecta; Lepidoptera; Pieridae
Source: the annotation of a GenBank genome assembly
AUGGAAGUGCCAAUAACAGAAGCUAUACACGGGAGAGGAAGAAAACGCAAGAGAGAGCCGGAGAAAUGGAAGGCGAACAGGGCGAAAAUUCAAAGAGAUGUGAGAAAUCUACUAAAAAAGCAUUAUGGUGAAGACUGGAAGGAGUUACCUAAUUUGGUAUACUACAAGAAUGUUUUAUUUAACCUAGAUGAAGAAGAAUUACAGCUAUUAGAAGAGAAUGGAGAAAAUGAAACAAAUGUCAUGGAAGACGAAACUUGUGAAGGAGUCGAGGAAGAUGUUACGCUAAGGAUAUAA